Molecule: messenger RNA, 2439 nt
Organism: Ahaetulla prasina
Lineage: Eukaryota; Metazoa; Chordata; Lepidosauria; Squamata; Colubridae
Product: cytochrome P450 2K1-like
Exons: 9
Coding region: 107-1597 (496 amino acids)
Biological process (GO): xenobiotic metabolic process
Cellular component (GO): cytoplasm; intracellular membrane-bounded organelle
Molecular function (GO): iron ion binding; heme binding; oxidoreductase activity, acting on paired donors, with incorporation or reduction of molecular oxygen, reduced flavin or flavoprotein as one donor, and incorporation of one atom of oxygen
Source: RefSeq, a predicted model, not a curated record
GAGUAGCUGGGCUCUGCCUACUGCAUUGCUUCGAAAUACAAGCUGGAAUCAUUUCAGUUUUCAAAAUUCCUUGUAAUUUUUAUUGAAGACUGCUUAUUAAAAGGAAAUGGAUUGGACCGGAGCAAUUUUAACUUUAUUACUAUUUAUUUUUGCAAUUAUGUUCCUUUUGAAAAAGAAUAGUUCUGGGAAUAAGAACUCCCCCAAUCUCCCCCCAGGACCCAGGACUAUACCUAUUUUGGGAAAUCUGCACAUGAUUGAUCUGAAGAGGCCUUACAAAACAAUGUUAGAGUGGUCAAAAGAAUAUGGUCCCAUUUUCCGCAUCAAAUUGGGAUUCCAGGAGAUGGUGGUGCUGACUGGCUAUGAAACGGUCAAAGAGGCACUAGUGAACCAGGCCGAUGCAUUUGCAGAUAGGCCUUUUAUUCCCAUUUUUGAAGAAGCAACAAAAGGGUUUGGUCUUGCUUUUGCUCGUGGUGAGAGCUGGAAAGUGAUGCGACGGUUUACAUUAUCCACAUUACGGGAUUAUGGAAUGGGCAAGAGGACCAUUGAGGACAAAAUCACAGAAGAGUGCAGUGUCUUAACAAAGACAAUGGAGACUUAUGCAGGAAAACCCUUUGACGUCACAAGAAUUCUCACUGCUGCUGUUGCCAACAUCAUAGUUUCUAUUCUACUUGGGAAACGCUAUGAAUAUGAAGAUGCCACAUUUUUACGACUACUGAAGAUAAUCAGGGAAAAUGUUCAGCUUGCGGGAAGCCCUGCUGUGUUGCUAUAUAAUUUGUUUCCCAAGCUGGGGUUCCUUUUGGGUGCUCGUAAAACAAUAAUGAAGAAUCAAAAGGAGUUCCAUGAUUUCAUACGGACCACCUUCAUAGAAUAUCUCCAAGACCUUGAUGACAAUGACCAGAGGAAUUUUAUUGAAUCAUUUCUUGUUCGACAAAAACAGGAGAAUAUGAAGACUACAUAUGAUGGAUAUUUCCAUAAUGGAAACCUUAUAGGUCUUGUAGGUGAUUUAUUUGGUGCUGGAACAGACACAACAUCAAGCACUUUGCGCUGGGCCAUACUCCUAAUGAUGAAGUACCCAGAAAUUCAGAGUAAGAUCCAAGCAGAAAUUGCAAGAGAGAUUGGUGAUAUUCAACCAAGGACUGACUACCGAGUCAAAAUGCCUUACACCGAUGCUGUAGUUCAUGAAUUGCAAAGAUUUGCUAAUAUUGCUCCCUCCAAUGUGCCACAUGCAACCUCUAUGGAUAUAACUUUCAAAGGCUUCUUUAUCCCCAAGGGCAUGCACAUCGUUCCCUUGCUGACUUCUGUGCUCCAUGAUGAAUCUCAGUGGGAGAAACCAUAUAAAUUCUACCCUGAGCAUUUUCUUGACUCUGAAGGAAAAUUUGUGAAGAGGGAUGCAUUCAUGCCUUUCUCUGCAGGUCGGAGAGUAUGUGCAGGUAAGAACCUUGCCAAAAUGGAGCUGUUCCUCUUCUUUACCAGCCUAUUGCAGAAAUUUACCUUCCAGACACCCCCAGGAACAUCUAAAGAUGAUCUGGACCUGACCCCUGGUGUUGGAUUUAUCUCCACUCCUCUGCCGUACAAGACUUGUGCUGUGUUACGCUGAUCUGACACAAACAACUGUAACAAGUUGUUUUCUCAGUCUUGAAUUGCCUUCAUUUUGAGAGGCACAAUUUAACAAAGAAUCCAGUAUUAUUUACAUUUCAUGUGUUGUUUAGAACAGGGGUCACCAAACUUUUGGACCUCAGGGACCAUUAAAUUCAUAAUUUUAAAUCCUGUGGACCACUAAUAUGAUCUGCCUGAUGACCAGCAGGGAGGGCGUGGUUAGGUGGUCAUGUGACUGGGUGGGCGGGGCCAACUCAGCGUCACUCACGUCGAGGGGUGCCUCACCAGCCUCUACUCACUCCUCCCAUCCCAGCCCCUCCUCGUCUCCCCACCCGGGCUCCUUAAGACCCCAACAGGAAGCAGCUAUUGGAGCUAAGCAGCCACCACAAGCAAGAGUUGGCAAAACAGCUCAGUUCAAAUUGGAUCUGACCAAGAAGACUCAGCAGAAACACCUCACUGAGAACUAGGAGCAUAAGCUUUCCAAGCAAAGGAAAGACCUGCGAGAGGGCAAGGCCAGGUACCGGCACCUGGAGGCUCAGCAGGCUGAGAUGGUCAGCUAGUUCCAGGCCAUGAUGCAGUCCCACUGGACCAAGACCCUCCGGCUCUUCACCACCAGCAGCCCUUCCCUCCAGCCUUUGCCCAAAGCCUCGCAUCAGGAAGCUGAAAUGGACCCAAUGUUAGAAUUUCUCCCCCCUCCGACCCACAUAAAAAGACCCCGAUGGGGGAGAGACUCUGCAACAAUACAACCGUUCAUGGCACAUAUCCGUCCCAGGGGCCAUAGUUUGAGGACCCCUGCUUUAGUGCAAUAUUAAAAAUGCAAAUAACUUUUCUGCGGACCACCAA